AUGGAGUACACGCCGCUGCUCUUCAAGGACACGUCGUCGUUCUUGGCGCGGCCGCAUGGCACGGUCGCAUCCUCCUACGUAUCGCUCAUGUGCUCCAUGCUGGGCGCGGGCGUCCUCGCGCUGCCUAGCACCGUCGCCAGUGCGACCGUCGUCCCGAGCGUCGUGCUGCUCAUCCUCAACGCCGCACUCACGGGCCUCUCGUUCCUCUGCUUGGCCUUGGUCGCCGACGCUACCGACGCGUACUCGUACGAGGCCAUGGGCCGUCUCCUCUGCACGCGCGUCGAGCUCUGGUGCCUGCGGCUCGUGACGUUACUCCCGCUCUUUGGCGGCGCGGUCCUGUACAUGGUCAUCGCCGCCGACAUGGUCGCGCCUGUGCUGCCGCUCUCGCGCGCGAGCAUCACUUUGGUGUUUGUCGUGUGUCUCUUUCCCCUCUGCCUCCCCGACACGCUCCACGCGCUGCGCUAUUCGAGUGCCAUGGUGGUCGCAUGCGUCCUCUACGUCGUCCUCGUGCUCGUGGGCCAUGCAGUCGACAAGCCUUGGCCCGCGCCCGCGCAUGACGUUACCUUGGUUGGCCUCGCCUCGGUGCUGCCGAUCCAGACGCUGAGCUUUUGCUGCCACUUCAACUUUGUGCGUGCGUACGGCGAGCUGCGCUGCAAGUCGUCGAUCACGCAUAUCGCAGCGUAUGCGCUUGCGUCUGGGCUUGUCUUGUAUACGAUUGCGUCGAUCGCGGGCUACGUCUGCCUCGGCGGCGCGCCGCCCGCCGACAUCCUCGACGGCUUUCCGCUCGCUGACGUGAGCAUCUCGGGCGUCAAGGCCGCGCUCGCCAUGUGCAUGUGGUGCAAGACGCCGCUCGUGUUCCAGCCGUUCCGGGAGGUCGUCGAGCUCUGGUACAUGCGGCCCAAGAUCGAGCACCUCCGGCUGCCCUACCGCGUGCUGCUGAUUUUGGGCUUUCUGCUGGGCGCGGGCGCCGCCGCCGUGGCCGCCACCGACUUGAGCCACGUCAUGGCGUGGGUUGGCGCCUCGGCCGGCCUCGUCGUCUCGUUCAUUGUGCCCGGCGUCUUUCUCAAGAAGGCGCUCGACCAAGGCUUCCUGCCCAUGGUGCAGUGGCACUUGCAUCUCGCCCGCGCCAUGAUCCUCAUUGGCACGAGCUUACUCGCCCUCGCGCUCUGGUCCUUUCUCUAA
Messenger RNA from Saprolegnia diclina VS20, 1182 nucleotides. RefSeq lists its product as hypothetical. Gene Ontology annotation, biological process: amino acid transmembrane transport. Lineage: Eukaryota; Oomycota; Saprolegniomycetes; Saprolegniales; Saprolegniaceae. The coding region runs from base 1 to 1182 and encodes 393 amino acids. Gene Ontology annotation, molecular function: amino acid transmembrane transporter activity. The transcript has 3 exons. The record is from RefSeq and is a predicted model, not a curated record.